Miscanthus lutarioriparius is the source of this 2118-nucleotide messenger RNA. The record is from the annotation of a GenBank genome assembly. NCBI's taxonomy places the organism in Eukaryota, Viridiplantae, Streptophyta, Magnoliopsida, Poales, Poaceae.
AUGCCCGUCGCGGCGCUCCACCGUCCCCCGGUCGCUGUCGGCGCGGGACGCCGUAGUGCCCGACACCAGGCGCGGUUCGCUCUCCGCGCGAGCUCCCUCGAGGCGUCGUCGGCGGCCGUGACGGUGACAGUGAAUGGGUCGGCAGCGGCAGGGGCCGCGGUGGAGAGCAAGGAGAAGGUGCAGGAGGAUAACGAGGGCCUUGUCAUGAAGGAGGAGGAGCAGGAGAGGGGGCGGCUGGAGGUCCUCUACGACGACGGCUUCGGCUCGGUGACCGUCAAGGACUACUUCGCGGCGGCCAAGUUGCUGUGCAGGGACGACGACGGCGGGCCGCCGCGCUGGUUCUCCCCCGUCGAGUGCGGCCGCCCGGCGGUGGACGACACGCCGCUGCUGCUCUUCUUGCCAGGAAUGGAUGGCGUCGGCACGGGACUCAUCCUGCACCACAAGUCUUUGGGCAAAGUAUUCGAGGUUCGGUGUUUGCAUAUACCAGUCAAUGAUCGUACACCAUUUGAAGGGUUAAUACAAACUGUUGAAAAAUCGAUCAAGCAUGAGCAUGGUUUAUCACCCGAUAGACCGAUAUAUCUAGUCGGAGAUUCAUUUGGAGGGUCCUUGGCAGUGGCAGUGGCGGCUCGUAAUCCACAAAUUGAUUUGGUUCUCAUACUAGUAAAUCCAGCUACAUCAUUUGCAAAGACUCCAUUGCAGCCAGUAUUGCCUCUACUGGAAUCAAUGCCAAGCGAGUUUCAUGUUACAGUGCCUUAUCUUCUCAGCUUUAUCAUGGGUGACCCACUGAAGAUGGCUGCAGUUAGCAUUGAAAAUAACCUAUCUCCUCCAGAAACUCUACAGAAAUUGUCUGACAGUCUCACAUCGAUGCUUCCUUUGCUUGCAGAAUUGUCUGAUAUUAUACCAAGGGAUACUCUUUUGUGGAAGCUCAAACUUCUUAAGGCAGGAGCAGCCUAUGCAAAUUCUCGUCUUCAUGCUGUGCAAGCCGAAGUUCUACUUCUUGCUAGUGGUAAGGACAACCUUCUACCUAGUGGAGAAGAAGCGGAUCGACUCUUCAAGGCACUGAAAAACUGCAGAGUUCGAUACUUCAAGGACAAUGGUCAUACACUACUCUUGGAGGAUGGUGUCAAUCUGUUAUCUGUCAUUAAAGGAGCGAACAUGUAUCGGCGUGGAAGGCAAAGGGAUUUUGUAACCGAUUAUCUCCCUCCUACUUUAAGUGAAUUCAAGCAAACAUUUGAUGUGGAUCACAAACUGUUUCACCUUGCACUGAGCCCAGUCAUGAUGUCUACCCUGAAGAAUGGAAAAAUUGUUCGCGGGCUUGCUGGUGUUCCUGAUAAAGGUCCUGUCUUGUUUGUGGGCUAUCAUGCGCUCAUGGGUAUUGAGUUGAGUCCUCUGUAUGAAGAGUUCCUGAGGGAGAAGAAGACAAUUGUUCGUGGCAUGGCUCAUCCAUUUUUGUUUGGAAAAAAAUUUGAGUCAUCGCGCCAGGAGAUAUCUCGGAUCGAUACUGUUUCUAUGUAUGGUGGAUUACCGGUCACCCCAAUCAAUAUGUACAGGUUAUUCGAGAGGAAUGAAUUUGUUCUGCUUUAUCCUGGCGGUGUUCGGGAAGCUCUGCAUAGGAAGGGUGAAGAAUACAAGUUGUUUUGGCCAGACCAACCAGAAUUUGUAAGAAUGGCUGCGCGCUUUGGUGUUACUAUCAUACCCUUUGGGUGUGUAGGAGAAGACGACGUUCUAGAGUUGGUUCUGGAUUACAACGAUCAGAAGAACAUUCCCGGACUUCGGGAGUGGAUAGAGUCAAUCAACAAAGAAGCCGAGAGAGUGAGGGACAGUGUAAAAGGGGAGGAUGGAAAUCAAGACAUGUACUUGCCAGCUCUUCUCCCAAAAGUACCUGGUCGAUUCUACUACCUAUUCGGGCAACCGAUUGAAAUGAAAGGGAUGAACAACCUUGUCAGAGAUAGAAAGAGGGCAAACGAGGUGUAUUUACGUAUCAAAUCAGAAGUGGAGGAGAUAAUGUCAUAUCUCAAGAGGAAGAGGGAGGAAGACCCUUACAGGAGUAUAGGGCAGCGUGCGCUGUACCAGGCAACAUGGGGCGCCUCUGCUCAAGUCCCAACUUUUGAGCCAUGA